Messenger RNA from Physcomitrium patens, 870 nucleotides. Lineage: Eukaryota; Viridiplantae; Streptophyta; Bryopsida; Funariales; Funariaceae. The record is from RefSeq and is a predicted model, not a curated record.
CCUCUCUUGUUUACAUUACUUCGCUCUGCCCCCCCCCCCCCCGCAUCGCGUGUCUAGUACCGUCUCCCGCAAUUCCGAGCCAGGCCUUCGCGGCAACCUCACCGUCACCAUGGCGGAGAAAGCGUGCACCGUUCGUACUAGAAAGUUCAUGACCAAUCGCCUUCUGGCUCGCAAGCAAUUCAUUAUUGACGUUCUGCACCCAGGUCGUGCCAAUGUCUCCAAGGCUGAGCUGAAGGAUAAGCUGGCAAAGCUGUACGAGGUUAGAGAUCCCCAGACCAUCUUUGUGUUCGGGUUCAGAACGCAUUUCGGAGGUGGCAAGUCCACUGGAUUUGGUCUCAUCUACGACUCCAUUGACUCUGCUAAGAAAUACGAGCCCAAGUACAGGCUCAUUAGGAAUGGUCUGGCUACCAAGGUCGAGAAGUCGAGGAAGCAGAUCAAGGAGCGCAAGAACCGUUCGAAGAAGAUCAGGGGUGUGAAGAAGACAAAGGCCGCCGGAGAUGCCAAAAAGAAGAAGUAAGCUGAUAUCUGAGAUAGAAGAUCCUUCGUCCUGACGCUAAUUUGUCACAAGCUGCUGGCUAAUUUCAUGGCAUUGAUCUCUACCGCCCAUCCUGAUCAGACGCAGUGAAGUCUAUAUAGUUGGAGAAGGAUGCAAUUUCUGUACCACAAUGUUCAUGAAUAGGAAAGCCUCGUAUACUGCCUCCCUUGAGCAACUGAGCGCAGGAAUAGAAGUUUCGCGGUGUUCGAUGGGUUUUGGUAUUAUGAAUAGUUUUGAAAUAGUGCUACAGGUCGACACCCGGUCCCGAUGAGAACAGGAUCUCAUCGUACUCUGAAUUUUAUCAAUGAUAUCCGGAUUUUGGGUUUCUUCAGUCA